AUGGAAAACAAACUCCGCCUAGCUCCAAGUCAAUUACAGAAGUUUUUAAGCUCUAAAGCAGGAGAAGCUUUACAACAGCCUCCUUCAAAUGGAAUGCAUCAAAACACUAAAAUGGAGCCAAUACAGUCUUCAAAACCAAGCAUUACUGAAGAAGACCCGGACGAAGUCUUUGAAAUUCUGGAAUGAAUAGGCAGAGGCAGUUAUGGAGAGGUCUACAAAGCUAUCAACAAGAAAACAGGAAUCACAUAUGCCGUUAAAAAGUGAUUAGUCAGUGCUGACUAUGAAAGCCUCAAAAAGGAAAUCAGAAUCCUUAGAGAAUGUAAAAGUAGAUAUAUUGUUGGCUACCAUGAUAGUUAUAUUAAAGGCGAAGAGCUCUGGCUUGUGAUCGAAUACUGUAACGCAGGCAGUGUUAAUGACCUUAUUAAAUUUGCUGACCACAACCUCACAGAGACUGAAAUAGCAACUAUAAUAAAAGAUGUCCUGAAAGGUCUUGAUUAUAUGCACAAAAGAAAAAUGAUCCAUCGCGAUAUAAAAGCUGGGAAUAUUCUACUUAACCGCGAAGGUCUUGUUAAAAUUGCAGAUUUUGGUGUCUGCACUCAAAUUAUGAAUACUUAUGACAACAGUAAGACAAUGACAGGGACUCCGUGAUGGAUGUCUCCUGAAGUACUAAUGCAUUCAGAAUAUAACAAAUAAAACAGACAUCUGGUCUCUUGGAAUCACAAUUAUUGAAAUGGCGGAGGGAGAUCCACCGUACUCAAACCUCCGAAUGCAGAUGGUAAUGAAUAAAAUCAGAAAUGAUCCUCCAAGAGGGCUUACGGAUCCUCAUAAAUGGAGUACAGAGAUGAAUGACUUCGUGUCUAAGUGACUAACCAUUGAUCCAAAGGAAAGGCCGGAAGCCUUUGAGCUCCUGAAUCAUCCAUUCAUUGAGAAAAACGCGGCUGGAUCAAGUUUACUUUCUGAACUAAUAGAUAGCUUAAUAGAUCAGAUCGAAGCUGAAAGGCAAAAACAGUUCACAGAGGAGGAGAAUGAGGAGACUUAUAAAGCUGGUGAUACAUAUCCUAUCUACGAAAAUGACGAUACUUUUGUAGAUCAUCGUGCUAAGGGUUCUAGUAAUUCCAAAAAGGGAUCCUCUAAAGAGCCUGAAAAAGAGCCAUUUUUCAUGCAGCACUUCAAAAAUAAUGGAAUCGACUGAGCUGAAGAAGACCACAACAUAGGCAAAAAUUAUUUUGACAACUUCAAAGAAAAGGGGAAGAAGGCUUACGAGCAAUAUCUCCAGAAAAUGGCAGAACCAAAGAAGGAAAGUAAUUCUGAACAACAAGACUGCUUUAACGACUCAGUCCGGGAGGAUAAAACUGAAGAAAGUAAAGGAAAUAAUUUUAAUUUGAUCAAUCUUAAAUUUAAAAAUAAAGAAAUCCUUCCUGAGAAUACCAACAGCAGAAGGUUUAUUGAACCUGAUGAUGAGGUAUUCUCCUCAGUCAAGCUACUGAGAGACCCUAAUGCUGCCGAAAAUGAAGAUAUUAACGGGUCUACAGAGGAGAGAAAAGUCACAGUUCCUUAUCAAAACUCUAAUGUGUAUAAUAAUCAGAGGAAGAGGAUAGAUAUUUAGAGAAAUGGCUGCUCAAGAGUACUCCAGCAGUAGCGAUAGUUUUGGAUGAAACAGAGAAGUUAAAAAUUAUAAUGACCUUGCCAAACCAUUCAUAAGUCCCAAAAAUAGCGCCAAAGAGACAGAAGAAUACGAGCAAGAAAGUGUGAGGGCUAAGAUAAAUUACCCUCCUCAGCCUCGUAAACAUUUCAGGAAAAUAGCUCUAGAAACAGGACGAAAGGGUGAACAAAAAGAGAGUGAGGACCAUGACCAGCCCAUCAAAACAGUUUAUCCAGAUUCUUCAAGACUUAACAGAGCAACUGCAGCAGGUCCUGAUGAGUCUUUAGAUACCUCAAAGGCAAAGAAAAUUUGUGAAUCUCUAGGAGAAUUCUCUAUUGAAACCCUACAUGAAGCCUUAGCCAGUUUAGAACUGGACGAAAAGAGAGAAAUUGAAAAAACCCAGAGGAAGUUUGGGAAGAUGAAAACAGCCAUCAUCAAGGCUAUUGAGAUGAAAAAGUUUAUGUAA
Molecule: messenger RNA, 2108 nt
Organism: Moneuplotes crassus
Lineage: Eukaryota; Ciliophora; Spirotrichea; Euplotida; Euplotidae
Source: the annotation of a GenBank genome assembly